GUCCUCUUCAUUGCAAUGAUACAAACUCUGAAGCGUAUCGGUCAAAUCUCUUUAUUAAGUGAGGCGGAGGGAGCCAGGGAGAGACUUCUCAAAUCAAGAGGAGCACUGAGACAAGAUAUUAGGGUCAAGGAAAACUCGCUGAGAAUUGACCGUGGGAAGUGCAUGGGGACAAGACUUAGGUUUCCUUACAACCAUAGAUGCAGUAGGAAGUGUAUGUACAAAUGGUGUCAGAGUAUUGCCAACUACAUCAUGUUGAAGACAGCUGAUGGACUUCAUCUAGCUGACACAGACCUUAGACAAUACAACGGGGGACACUGUGCUUAGAUAAUCGACGACAAUGUUAUUCUGAUCAAUCAUUUGUCAUAUAUGUAUUCAUAUUCAUAUAUUUAUUCAACUACAAAGCAUGAGAUAUUACAAUUAAGCAAUCACAAUUUACUAUGCAGUUUGGACCCGCCUAACCAGGGUUGGUUGUUUUGAGUGGAUAUGUAUGAUUAGUUCCAAGUCAACGAUCUAUGUACAUUGUACUUUGUACACUAAUUGUGAAUCUUAAGGUUUAAAGUCACAUUAUAGCCAUAAACUACCAAUGUACUGCACAAUUAACACUGUACAUUAUACGUACUCAGUAAACUGUACACAAUACACUGUAAACUGGACUCAUGUACACACACUGUAAACUGGAAGCAAUACGCAAUACAUUUUAAAAUUGGACAAAGUACAAUGUAAUUUGGACACAGUACACUUUAUACUGGACACAGUACACAACACACUGGAAACUGGACACAGUUCACCGUACACUGUGCCCUGUACACUGUAAACUGGACACAGAACACGGUACACUUAUAUUUGGACUCAGUACACAGUACACAAUACACUGUAAACUAGACACAGUUAACGGUACACUGUGCAGAGCACUAUACACUGUAAACUGGACACAGUACGCAAUACACUAACUGAACACAGUACACUGAGGCGGAAAAUUAAAAGAGUAUCGUUGAAUGACGAUACUCUGUUAUUAGUAUGCAUGCACUUAACACACUGUACAAUCUGCACAGUACACAGUACACUAUACUCUCAAUACAGUACACUUUCCACUUAAAAUUUGUUUUUUUGACUUGCACUUAGCGCACAUUGUAAUUAUUAACUUUUAAUUGAAUAAACAUUAUGUUCCAGUUA
This is a messenger RNA of Eurytemora carolleeae, 1173 nucleotides long. RefSeq lists its product as uncharacterized. The transcript is spliced from 3 exons. The coding region runs from base 16 to 324 and encodes 102 amino acids. NCBI's taxonomy places the organism in Eukaryota, Metazoa, Arthropoda, Copepoda, Calanoida, Temoridae. The record is from RefSeq and is a predicted model, not a curated record.